Dermacentor silvarum is the source of this 978-nucleotide messenger RNA. RefSeq names its product S-formylglutathione hydrolase-like. The coding region runs from base 80 to 925 and encodes 281 amino acids. Gene Ontology annotation, molecular function: S-formylglutathione hydrolase activity. Gene Ontology annotation, cellular component: cytosol. The transcript is spliced from 7 exons. Lineage: Eukaryota; Metazoa; Arthropoda; Arachnida; Ixodida; Ixodidae. The record is from RefSeq and is a predicted model, not a curated record. Gene Ontology annotation, biological process: formaldehyde catabolic process.
GCAGCUACUUUUUUAUCAGUGAACUGCUGCCUUUGCCUGCUACUAUCGAGAGGUGUGAAAUUGGAAGCAAAGAUCAGAAAUGGAAGCGCUUACGUUGGUUUCCAGCAGCAAGUGUUUUAAUGGCCUGCAGAAAGUCUACAGUCACUUCAGUGAAACACUAAAAUGCACAAUGAAGUUUGCAAUCUACUUGCCGCCUAAAUCCGAAGUCGCCUCCGUGCCUCUUCUUUACUGGCUUUCUGGGCUGACUUGCACUGAACAGAAUUUUAUACAGAAAGCUGGAGCCCAGAGGUACGCCAGUGAAAUGUCAAUAGCUAUAGUAUGCCCCGACACAAGCCCUCGUGGAUGCAACAUUGAAGGAGAGGAUGAUAAUUAUGACCUUGGCACUGGUGCUGGCUUUUAUGUGGAUGCUACCCAGGGUAAAUGGAAGGAAAAUUACAAGAUGUACUCCUAUGUGACAAAAGAGCUGCCUGCCAUAAUCAAGAAAAACUUCCCUGUUGACACUACCAGACAAGGCAUAUUUGGGCACAGCAUGGGUGGUCAUGGUGCACUUAUUUGUGCUCUGAAGAAUCCUGGCAUGUACAAGAGUGUGUCUGCAUUUGCACCCAUCUGCCAUCCUACUGAGUGCCCCUGGGGUAAAAAGGCGUUUUCAAACUAUCUUGGUGAGGACCGUGCUGCAUGGGAAGAGUACGAUGCCACCUGCCUCGUGCAAAAGUACAAGGGGCCACCCCUGUGGUUCUUUAUUGACCAGGGCAAAGAGGACAACUUUCUAAAAGAUCAGCAACUCCUUCCAGAGCAUCUACUGGAGGCUGGACAGAAGAAUGGUGUGGGCAUCACGCUGCGAAUGCAAGAGGGUUACGACCACAGCUACUUUUUCAUUGCUUCAUUCAUUGAAGAUCACAUCAAGCACCAUGUUGCAGCCUUGUGAAGAAAUCGCCUUGUACUACAUGACAUAAAAAAAUGCAAUUUCCGUUAUUUCAA